CUUCGAUGUAGUGAACAUUGGGUGUCUUUGAGAAGCAGGCGAUAUCCACCCUUUUCCGAAGCGCUUGCUCUUUCUUAUCGGAUUGGAAUUCAUUGUUGGUGUAUGAUAGGGCGAACGUUUAAUACCACUAUGCAUCAUCCCUUUAUACAAUCUAACAUACGUUUUAUACUUUAACUCUCACUAAGUACAUCGCGAAUCAACAAGUACAUCUAAAAUAUCUUUAAGUGCAGAGACAUAUCAAUCAUAUACAUGGCGGUAUGAGUUUUUCUCAAGCGUCUAUCAAAAGCUCGAGGAUUUCACCAUCGACAAUAUCAAAUAGCUCGGAAACUGCGCAUACUAGAAGGUCAAAGUCUGAGAACACCGAGGAUAUAUCAGUAUCAGAUUGGGAUAAGAUUGAGUCCGACUUAAAGUGUUCGAUUGAAGAGAUGUCGUUCAAGCCGGUUGAGUCCACAGCAAGUGAGAGGUUUUGCGAUGCGAUAGGUGCAAGCCACGACAUGGACAGUUUCUUCGAGGCGUUGGAUGACUUCAUCACACCUUUACGGAGUGCCAACGUUGUUUCGUUGCAAACGCAAACAACUUCCUUGGCACAUUUUCCUUCUCAACAGCCCAUGCCAACGGUGGGGAAACAUACCACAGGAAAAGAUGGUCAGAAAGGAUAUGUUGAAAAGCCAUCAAAGGUAAAGAAAGCGUACACUACAGAGGAAGGGGAGAUCAGCAUAGAGCCUUCUGAGGACACUCAGGACACAGACGUAUCUGUAGCGACACCCAAUGCAGUCGAUGCAGACAUGAUGGCGAUAGGUAUUAUAGCCUCUUCAGUAUCAACACGUAGCACGGCGACGACGACAUGUGUGGCGGCCGAUGGGGAGCAGGCUGUCGUAUCACGUGCUGUCAGUGUCACGGCCACGCCAGAGGUCAUCGCGCCGGUAUGUGCGCACGAAAGUGUGAGUUUAAAGAGUGUGGUAUUAGGGGAGCCGCUACAGGCUAUGACACUCGACGCACCACAUAUCAAUGCAAGCCCUGUGUCUAUGACUGGUAGUGGGCGUACUGCGGCGGAGUACUCAGACACAGCCAGUGAGAAGUCUCGAUGUUAUGGGCGCGUGUCUAUGGGGGGAGAUAGCGUGGUAGGUAUGGAGAUAGAGAUACCGACCACCCACACAAGGCCUGGGAAGGUGGGUGAAGAGAUGUGUGCUGAAGAAGGUACGCAGAGUGCGGGCCCCGCUUUGAAUUCGAGUGUAUAUAUCGGGACGAGCGCGCCCGAUUCAUCUAUGGACUGCGAUGAACCGGACACGCACAUGGCGUGGGACAGUCGGGAGAGUCUGCGUAAACAAUCAGAUAGUGUGGCACACAACGUUGCGACAGAGGCGAAAGUGAUUGGGGCAGAAGUCGAUAGCACAGAUGAUAUGUCGAAAGGCAAAGGAGAAUGCGAUGAUUCACAAGUAUUAAAGGCUGGUCGUGAGUGUGUACCUAUUACGAGGACUGGUGUCGCCGAGCGUGUCAGUGCCGAAGGUGUCGGUGUGGAGGAUCACCAGACGGGCAAGUCUAAGUAUGCAGGGUAUGACACAAGGGGUGUACAUAACACACAACACGCACUGUCAGAGAAAGGUAACAACACACAACACACACUGUCAGAGAAAGCUACCAGCGUACCACCGACCACAGCGCAAAGCACUGGGGAUGCGGUGUCAAGCCAGGCUGACACCGUGUCAUGUGUGGCAGGAAACGGCUCCGACACGGGGGAGGGCCGGGGGAACGACAGUGCGUGUGACAGUAUGGGCGGCAGCAGUGGGGAGUUUAACUACGGGAAGUUGUUUGGCAAGACACAGACAUUUGCGCUGGCCAAGGCAAUGUCACGUAGGAAACAGAACGAGUCUAAGUACGCGACAGUCAGUAG
Molecule: messenger RNA, 1891 nt
Organism: Sphaeroforma arctica JP610
Lineage: Eukaryota; Ichthyosporea; Ichthyophonida
Source: the annotation of a RefSeq genome assembly